Molecule: messenger RNA, 888 nt
Organism: Erigeron canadensis
Lineage: Eukaryota; Viridiplantae; Streptophyta; Magnoliopsida; Asterales; Asteraceae
Product: hevamine-A-like
Exons: 1
Coding region: 7-888 (293 amino acids)
Biological process (GO): carbohydrate metabolic process
Cellular component (GO): extracellular region
Molecular function (GO): chitinase activity
Source: RefSeq, a predicted model, not a curated record
UAAAGGAUGGCAUACCACUUAGCAUUGUUCUCUUCAAUGAUGCUUUUACUAGCAAUGGGUACCCAUGCUGGGGGCAUUGCUAUCUACUGGGGUCAAAAUGGGGGCGAGGGCACCUUGGCUGAAACCUGCUCAACUGGGAACUACGAUUAUGUCAACCUUGCGUUUCUUCCAACGUUUGGAAAUGGUCAGACACCAAUGAUAAAUCUUGCAGGUCAUUGCGAUCCAUACAGCAAUGGGUGCACCAGUCUAAGCACCGACAUUAAAUCAUGUCAAGCGAAAGGCAUAAAGGUGAUGCUGACUAUUGGAGGUGCAGCCGGGAGCUACUACCUCACAUCUGCUGCAGAUGCCAAAGAAGUUGCCACCUAUCUAUGGAAUAACUUCUUAGGUGGCAAAUCAUCCACCCGUCCACUUGGUGAAGCCGUUUUAGAUGGAAUCGAUUUUGACAUUGAAGGAGGAACUACCCAACACUGGGAUGACCUGGCCCGAUAUCUUUCUGGAUACAGCAGUCAAAGCAAGAAAGUAUACUUAACUGCAGCUCCCCAGUGCCCUUUCCCAGAUGCAUAUGUUGGAACAGCCCUUAAAACAGGUCUUUUUGAUAAUGUUUGGGUGCAAUUCUACAAUAACGCUCCUUGCGAGUACUCUGGAGGUAUGACAAAUCUUGAAGACUCUUGGAAACAGUGGACUUCUGAGAUACCAGCAACCAAGAUUUUCUUGGGCUUACCAGCAUCACCUACAGCUGCCGGGAGUGGAUAUAUCCCUGUUGGUGACCUUACUUCCCAAGUCCUUCCGGGUAUCAAAGGUUCAGCAAAAUAUGGAGGAGUUAUGUUGUGGGAUAAAUACCAUGAUAAUCAAACUGGAUACAGUUCUUCCAUCAAGAGCCAUGUCUAG